Molecule: messenger RNA, 1160 nt
Organism: Bradysia coprophila
Lineage: Eukaryota; Metazoa; Arthropoda; Insecta; Diptera; Sciaridae
Product: protein spaetzle-like
Biological process (GO): central nervous system formation; innate immune response
Cellular component (GO): extracellular region
Molecular function (GO): growth factor activity; Toll binding
Source: RefSeq, a predicted model, not a curated record
CCUGUUGCUUUAUGAGAAUUUUUCGACAGGUCAGUUUGUUGACAGAGCUUCACGUGAAUGGACAACCACUGGCGAUUGUGUUUAUUUACCACACGUUUUCAAAUAAUUCUGUUUAUACUGUGAAACAAGGUGAAAAUUAAAAGUGACAAAAAUCAACAUGAACUGGAAUAUUUGGACCAUAUGGAUGUUAACAUCGUCACUGCUACUCAUGAAGGAAACAACUGCCACGCCGUUAAUGAAUUUUGCCGGUAACAAAAUUGGUGGAAACAAUAAAGUGCAAGCCUACACCGGCGUCCGAUUUCGUGACGAGGACUACGAUGCCUCCGGAUUCGAUCCAUCUGAAGACGUGCACAAAUGCGCUAAAGGAUCAACAUUCUGUGAAAAAAUCGAAAAUUAUCCGUCCACGGAGGUUACGUCAAUAUUGAGCGAGACGAACAAAUAUUCGGAAUUGUUCGGUAGCGAUUCGGUAAAUACGAUGACGAUCAGCAACCGAUUCGGUGAAGAAGACGACGAGGAACAAUUGUGUGAGAGUCAAAUAAGAUUGGUGUAUCCACAAGCGGGACUGACUCGGGACAACACAUGGAGGUAUAUCGUCAAUCAACAGAACUACACCCAAGGCAUAAGGGUUGAUGAGUGUGUGCAUACACGACAGUGUAACAUGAUGCAUCAAUUACCGUUCGGACUUAAGUCACAUUGCAAACAGAAAUACGUUUACCGUCAAUUGGUAGCGAUAGAUGAGGAUGGUUACACCGUCAAAGAUCUGUUCAAGAUACCUUCCUGUUGUCAAUGCGUUCUAAUUCGUACGCACGGAAGAUUCUGAACGUUUUCAUAGACAAUAUGCGAGCAGGGACAUCGUCAAUUGGUAAAGACUGACGAGUACUAUGGAAAUCUCCAUCAAGGACCUGACCUGUUGUCAACACGCGUUUCGAUGCGAUUACCUCCGAGGAUUUUAAUAGUUUUCAUCGACAGCAAAUAGAAAUUUUUAUUUAUUUUUCAAAAAUAAUUAAUCCUUUUGAACGAUCGAAAUUAUUGGGUCGUUUACUCAAUCACCGUUCUCAGUGCUCCGAUAUUUGGAGUCACUUUAAAUAGCCAAUUUACAUUGAUGAAAUCGAUUAGGCAGAAAAUAUGUUUUGUGGAAUUUAGAAAUUAAAUUUCUUUGC